UUCUAGUUAUGAAUUGUGAAAUAAAUUUAUACUUUCUAAAAUGCAUAAGAGAUUGUAUUAUAAAAAUUAGUUGUAUGGUAUUUUGUUCUAAAAUCGUGAUUUAACCACGUCAAUUAUUUUAUACCGGACCACAUUAUUACAGUUUGGUGUCAUCCGGUCCAAACGAAAUUUUAUUGCAAUAUCACUUAUACCAUUAAAGUAAUAACCUUGGAUUGAAAAAUGUAGCGUAUCAGUGGAUCGACCUGAAAAAUCUUCUAUCAAAAGCUCAACCGAACAAUAUAUUCUGGUUUCUGCAAUUUAAUUAUAGGUGUCCAAAAUUAAUCCAUAUUAUCUCUUUAAACACAAAAAUAAUAAACAAACAAAUACGUUUUGUAAUAAGCAUCUUCUCCUAAUGUUACUCCUAAUAUUACUCUUCUCUUGAUAUUACUCCUAAUAAUGCUGUUAAACCCACGUUAAAAGGAAAGCAUAGAUGAUUCUGGUUAUUUAAAAAAAGCAAGGCAUCCAUGAUUUAGUUGAACUAAAGGACAUGGAUUAUAAUAAAAAAAGGAACGCAUGAAGGGAAGCCAAGUUUCCGCCCGAUUUGGAGGGUCGAGCGGUACAGUAAAUUUUCCUUUGCUUUUCUCUCCCUCCGCACUGUUACUUUUGUUCGGAAACAGCGGAAAAUAUCUCGGGAAUUGUAUUUCCCUUCCAAUAUCUCCCCUCCCCCCCCCCCCCCUUUUCCGCCUCUCCGAAACAGAGGGUGCAGAGAAAACCCUAAAAGUUUCCUCGCUGCUGGUCGUCGUGGAACCCAAACCCGAAAGCGGAGGAAGACGAAAUCGAUUUGGAACAGGAGGACCAACGGCGGUGGACAGAAUCGCCUGUGACGGUGAGCUCUUAUUUAUCAUCUUCUUCGGCUAUAUUUUAAAUUUCACCUUCUCUGUUUUUGGACUUGCUGCAGAGCACAGCGGUAGCAAGAUUCCAAUAACAUGGUUUCGUCGAGUUCGUGCUCGAGCCCUAUCCAUGGGGAGGAACAACAUAAACUGACGGUGGUGGUGAUUAUGGACCAGCAGGUUGGGUGACAGUUGGUGGAACAGCCAAUGUAUUUUUCACUUUUGUAUUCACCGGUUGACCUUACUCCUACCGCAACCCCCAAAAAAAUGAACUUGCUCCUCACUUCUCUUGAUUUUACUGUUGCAGGCACAUACUAACCAUGGAGCAGGAACAGGAGCAGCAGCAGCAGACAUGGAAAGUGUGGGAAGAUGGAUGGUAUGGUUUAGUUAGCUGUACUGAUAAACUCAGUAUCUCUCUUUUUAUAUUUUUGAAUGUAUUGUGUGGGAUUACCAGAUGGGCAAUGCUAACAAGAGAUAAAGUGAGAGGGGGCAAGAAGUUGACGAAAUGGCCACUUGGGACUGAAACCAACCAAAUUUGAGUUGCUUCUGAAAAUCAGUUCAAUAUUUCUAUUUUGUUCUUCAAUACGUUUUUCUUUGCUGUUCUGAAAUUUUCAAUUUGUUCCUGUUCGCUUUGGUUGGGAGAAGAGCGAUUGAAUUUAUGUUUUGCUUUCUAAUCUUCCUUUCUUUGUGGUUAUUAUCGUUCUGUUUGUUGUUUGUGAUGUAUGUACAUGUUUUUUCUGCAACUUCAGUUGAAGUCUUGCCAUGUACAUGUUCUUUUUUGUAAAUUUGCUGGAUGCAGAUAGUUUCUGUUUUCUGCGCUCUGCUUAAUUCAGUUGAAGAUUUGACAUAUAGAUGUUCUUAUUAUUAAAUUUGGGUUAUUUGUUGGUGGUUGUCAAUGAUGUUGUAACAAUUACUGGUAUGAUGAUGUUGCUGCCAAUGAUGUGUCAAGAAACUAUUUGAUUGUUAGCACAAAAGAAUUGCUACCAAGGGCUCAAAAUCAUGAGUUACACAAACAGACUGCUUACUUUCAUAUUCAUGUUUCGAACGCUGUGUCUUUAUGGUCGGAAUCCUUCUCUUCCAAGUUUUUUUUUAUAUACCGCAUUCUGCAUUCCAGGCUAUCUCUACCAACUACAUGAUGGUGUAUUGAUUUAUAUACCUCUUAAGUUGAAUAGAAUACCGAAUUGGCGAUGUCACAUCAUUCUAAAAUCAAUACAUUCUUCCCUUUUCAGUUGUAAUAUGUGCCAUGAAAUGAGUUUUCGCUACUUUGUAGCGUGAUUUGCUUUGAUUAUAUACAGAACCUUCAUUAUUUCAUUGGCAGUGCAAAACACGCUGGAAGAGAACAACAUAAAAUGUACUUACAUUGAGUUCCACAGUUUAGUUGUCUCCUAAUAUGUUCAAUGUACUGCCUACCGAUUGUUCUGCCAACACUUCAUUUCUAGCAAGAAAAACUACCAUAUACUUACUACUUUCCUAUGAGUUGAUGAUGAUUGAGCGUGGACAGCAUUAUUAUUUUGUUUUUCUUUAUGCUUAUGCUGCAAAAUUUAACAGGAAGGCAAACCUAAAGCUUCUCGGUAUUGAUCGCGUGCUUCAGCAACAGCUUCUCUUUGCUUACUGUUGUGUUGAAAUGGAUGAGACUAAUGCAGAGUUAAUAGGUCAUUCUUAAUUCUUCAUCUGCUUCAGCAACAGUUUCAGGUCAUUCUUCUAUCUACACUUUACAGGCCUAAUGUCGAUGUUUAAUCCUGUGCCGAUUCAGGUAGUGGCCUGCUGUUGGAUAAGACUAAUGCACAGCUUCAUGUAAUUCAUCUAUCUGCACUACAGACCCUAGAGGCUACACCAAGUAAUCCUUCUCUUCCAGCUCUUCCUGUUUUAGCUUCCUGUCUAUAGUUUAAAGAUCGUUCUUACAGUUUCUUGGCUAAAGUCGAUUGUUAAAGUAUUAGGUAGGAGUUCAUGGCGAUAGUAAGUAAGCUGCAGUAGUUGAUAUAGUUCGCCUUUGGUUGGUUGAAUAGGUAAGAGAUAGAGAGGGGAGGAGGGACGGGGAAGGGAGAGAGGGAGGUUUGAUCCACCAUAUGGAGUAAUAUACUCUUAUGAUUCUUUCUGCCAAAGAGGGGAAAUAUGGGUUUAGUUUGAAGGUGAAGAUUUGAUUGAAGAUUGAGGGGAAAGGAAAUGGGAAAUGAUGAUUAUGGAUAUCUUGACAUUCCAUGGUUGUUGGUUGUCUCCUGCAUGGAUUUAAACUAAUUGCUACUUUCUUUUUUCAAUCUAUUUUGUCUACAGGUUCUAGAAAUCAUGCUAUCUCAGAGGUUUAUAAAUGUUCUUUGGUGCCUUACCAACUUCCAGUUCAGGUUUUAACCUGGUUGUCUUUUCCUGCUCAAUUUACAGGUUCUGUGUGUGUGUAAUCGGCUUUUUGGUCCUGCUACUCUCAAAUCAUCAGUUGAUAAAUAGGCCUGUAUAAUUGUAUCAUGUAUGAUUGUAGGCACUCCCCUCACGCAUCAUAAGCAAAUAACAUUAUUUUGUCUUAAAUGUAUACGCUAUUGUUUUAAAAUGAUAUGCAUUUGCUGCAAAUUAAGUCCCCGCGGCGUAGCCGUGGGUAUUGAUUCUAGUGUUCUUUACAAGGUACUUGACGAUCUAGUAUUUGCAUCUCAUUUUUUAUUAGUACUCUACUGAUGGCAGUUCCAAAUCCAUGAGUUUGCCAUCACAAAAUCUUCCUAUUUCCCUCUUUAGAUACGGAGGUCUUAUGACACCAAUUUUCUGUUUGCAGGAUGAUAGGACUCAAAACUGGCGUAUACAGGCAGUAGCUGUAUCACCUGAUGAUUUUCGAAGCAGGAAACCGUUACCAGUUAACUGGAGAGGUUUGGAAAAUGAUCAGCUCUUGGAAGUAUCAGGGAUUCCUGGCUGCGUGUUUGUCCAUGCAAGUGGGUUUACUGGUGGAAACCGAAGUUAUGAAGGUGCACUUGAGAUGGCAAGAGCUUCUUUAAAGGCUUAAAUAACAGGAAUUUUGUUGGAAACCAUCUGCAGAUGAUUUGUUGGAGAAAGGUACAAUCCUCCAAAUGUUGCAUCUAGCAAAACAUUUGGAGGAUUGCUGGUGACUUUUCAAGUUUCUCCUACAAGAACCCUAGAAUUUUGUAAGUGGAAAGAGCAGCAAUAGGUUAGAAUGAAAUCGAUGUUCAGGUUGAUCUAAAUCGAUGGUCAGCAGCAUUGGCCACAAUAUUACAGCAACUACAACAGCCGCAGCCACAAAAAGAAACUAGGCCGAGUUGAUCAUUGUGGCAUUGCCUUGGUGUGUCCUGACCUAAACAAAUCUGCUAACCAAAAGUCAAUUAAUUACUUUACCGCCAAAGUUCAAUGUGUGAGCACCUUGCAAACUCGACCAUUUUCAUCCUGGUACUGGUAUCAGGAGUAAACCCCUUGCUCUUCAUUUGGCUAAUGACACUAUACGCCUCUUCGAAUUUCCCAGCAUUGCAAAUGCAAGACUGCUAACAUUAACCUUAUUCAGUACAACCCCUGUAUCAAGCAGUUCCUUAUACGCCUUCCAGCCAACUCCAGCACACUCAUAUCAGGCAUCUCCUGAAUACCACAAAUACUGCCGAUGAAAAUGUUGUAAACUACAUACCCCAGUUGGCAACCACAUUUUGGCAUCUUCUUGAGAAGCUUAUAGGCACGAGCAUAAUCUCCAGAUUUGCAAUAAGCAUGAACCAAAGAGUUAAAAAUGGCUGGACUCGGAUAACAACCCUCUGUGAUCAUCAUACUGAUAAUUCUCUUACACCUAUUGAGCUGCUUCUUCUUCAAGCACCCACAUUGAUAUGAUCCAAGUUUCGCAACUACAAACAAUUCAAUUGAUGGCCAAAGGAUCAAUCAACGUUGGAGUGAAAAAUGGUCGAAUUUGGCUAAGUGGUUGGGUUGUUUCGUGGUGCUUGCUUUGCAGAUUCAUAUCGUACAUUAUGGUUGAUGGAAAUGCGAGAGGAAGAUUGGAGAGUGAAGGGAAGGUGUUUGUUUAUCAUCCUGGAUGGUUGUUUGCACAAAGUCAAGUCCCUAAGUUCCUGAACGAAGAGUGUCAAGUUGCUAUGGUAAAACUGGAAAAAUGCCUGUUUUUGGCUAAGUCUGGGAACAGUUUCCGACACCAUCUUUGGAGGCUUAUUCAAUUCAGAUGGUGUAACUUUGAAGGACAAGAAGGGUUGGAAAUUGAACUAUGGACUCAGGAGAGCAACGACUGAAGCCUGUUAGGGACGUUGAUCCUUGGAAGACUUCAAUCGAGGGCUUCAAAGAUGCUAUGGAGACUGGUACCAUUGCGUGGCAGGGAGGCAGCAGUGUGGAUGAGAAGCAAUUGGUUUUUGUUACCUUUUAGAGUUGGGAUUCUGUUUCCUUGUCAAGCUAGAGUUAGAUAUUGCUUUCCUUGUUAGUUUAGAGUUAGAAUUAGGCUGUUUGUUUUCUAUUUAAAGGCUUGAUAGCCUCGUGUACAAGGGGAGUUUUGGAUGAAUGAAAAGUUGUGACCAUU
Molecule: messenger RNA, 5358 nt
Organism: Linum trigynum
Lineage: Eukaryota; Viridiplantae; Streptophyta; Magnoliopsida; Malpighiales; Linaceae
Source: the annotation of a GenBank genome assembly